UAUUACCAUGCCGAUUUCAGAGUUUCAGAAGAAAGGAUUAUGGGAUUUAUUUAUUAACCAGAAUAACUCUUCUGUCUUGUUGCACAUAGCCAAAGGCACCACGAAGAAUUUGUGCAAAACCGACGAUCCUGAGGAAGCCCUUAGACUGCUUACUACACACAUUCCAGACAUUUACAUCUUGCUUUCUAAGCGCGCUAUAACUAAAGAACUCCUUUUCACAUACUUGCACGCACGACAGCCAAACGCAACCACAGAUUUCAGCAAGGCGGACCUUAUAACAAAGGUGAUUCAGUAUUGGGAACAGGAUCAGGCGCCAAGCAGUUUGCUUUCUAAGUGUCAGUAUUCCUCGGAAGAAUCUAUUUACCACCAAAACGAAGAGGAUUUACCAAUAAACGCGAUCGCACGGAAGUUUGGAGAAUGGUUCUUUGAACGCUUAAAUUCAGAAAGACUAAGUCUGGUGGAUCUGUGGACCGAUGCUGUCCUGCAACUUACCAUUAUAGCUAGCGAUGGAACUAACAAGUUGGAGUGCGUGACAGCCGCUGAGGUGCUGUCGGCACUUACGACCGCCAAGCGUCAAUUUGGUUUCCACUUUAAUCCUAACUUGACUCAUACCGGGAUCCAGGGACGGAUGGAUUCUUACGGGCAGGUCGUGGUGCUCUGCUGCGGCACUCUGCACACGUGCGAUAGAUGCGUCGGUGUCUUUGAGUGUGCCUUCGGACUGCUAAAGGAUCCGUAUGCAGAAAACAACUGGAAACCCAAGAAAGUUAAAUGCCUGCUCAAAAGCGAGCUGCUGCCCCCGGAACUUCACAGCCUGUGCUUAAGCGAGACACUACAGGCCGAUUUAAGUCUGCCGGUUCCCACUGACGACUUGGCAUAAC
Messenger RNA from Drosophila eugracilis, 878 nucleotides. RefSeq lists its product as uncharacterized. The transcript has 2 exons. The coding region runs from base 8 to 877 and encodes 289 amino acids. Lineage: Eukaryota; Metazoa; Arthropoda; Insecta; Diptera; Drosophilidae. The record is from RefSeq and is a predicted model, not a curated record.